Molecule: messenger RNA, 1675 nt
Organism: Dermatophagoides farinae (American house dust mite)
Lineage: Eukaryota; Metazoa; Arthropoda; Arachnida; Sarcoptiformes; Pyroglyphidae
Product: scavenger receptor class B member 1
Cellular component (GO): cytoplasm; membrane
Molecular function (GO): scavenger receptor activity
Source: RefSeq, a predicted model, not a curated record
AAAAAUGAAAAAUGAUCCUGUAAAUAUGAUUAAUCAAUCGAUGAUUGUGUAUCGAAACAUGAUUGACAAAUUUUUAUCUGAUAUUCGCCACGGGGGCGGUGCCACAACGUUUACAUCCGGUCGUUGUUAAACGCUUUUUGCAAGCAUUUUAAUUUUGAAUAAAGUGAAAAACAUAAACAAAUGAACAGAAAAGACGUUUAUUUCAAAAAAUAUUGCGACAAAAAACGUUUUUGACAAGUGAAAAGAUAAAAAAAAGAAAAAAAUUAAAAUUAUUUUUAUUCAUAAAUGACGUUUUUUGGGAAAAAUUUCCGAAACUAUCGCUCUCAGCAAAAUUUUCUAAGAUUUUUCUAUGCUGAUUCAGGCAACUAUACGUAAAUUUUACGUACAAGCUUUUACGCCUGAGCUUAUAGAUAACAGAUAAAAGGCAAAAACUGGGUCUUUUCUAUUUCUAAAGGUGUAGAAAUAUAUUCUUGAGGAAUAGAAAGGGGUUCCAGCUGUCUUAGCAUCGUGAGUGUUUUUUUGGAACAUUUUGAAGUGCAAAAAGCAUAAAUUUUACGUAGGUUACCUUUCUAGGGUUAAUAUGAUGAAUAUACCGAUAAUGGCAACGAUAAUGGUCGCAUAUCAUUGGAUGGAAUAUUAUCAUUUUCGAUUUCUAACGACAAUUAUUAGCCCGAUAAUAGCAAUAUUUAUGCGUGUGUUUGGUGAAACAAUUGUGCAAAGAGAAACCAUUGAUCAGAUUCUAUUUGGACGAACGAUUAAUGCUUUGAAUUUUUUACAAUCCAUCAAUGGAUUUGUCAGAACUUUAAUACCGAUAAUACCGGAUUUUCAUGAAAUGAUUUCAAAUUUUGGCGAUUUUCAUCUAUUGAAUAAUUCAUUUAGCCUAAUUGAUUUGAUAUCGUCAAAAGAAUUUGGUCCAUUUGAAUAUUAUCGUUAUGACAAGAUUGGCCACCAUCGUAUGCAUCAAGCUAAAACGGCUAUGGGUAAAAGUUAUUUUGAUUUUUUUCAAGAACCAUGUAAUCAAAUGGGUGGACAAGAUAUUCAAUUUUUUGGCAUCAAAGAUCAAGGCGAAUGGAAUGAAUUAUUUUUACAGCCAUUUUGUCGCCGUUUACCAUUUCAUAGAAAGAGUAAAGAAUGGAUACGUGGUGUUAGUGGCGUAAAAUAUGAAAUAUGGACCGAUAUGUUUAAUAUGAGUAUUGUUGAAAAUCAAUGUUAUUGUUUCAGUGGUCGAUCAUUAAACGAUUGUGAUGGAUAUUCCGAUUGUUCAGGCACAUAUGCUGGUGUUGCAUUUGCAUUAACAUUACCACAUUUUAUUGGAUCACCUGGUUUAGCGAAAAAAAUCUAUGGAUUACGGCCAAAUCCAGAUAAACAUUUAUCAAUAAUGUGGCUUGAACAAUAUUUGGGAAUACCAAUUGAUGUACAAUUAGCAUUACAAUUUAAUUGGCCAUUACAUCAUCUACCAUCGAUUGGUAGUUUAUCCAAUAUACGGCGAUGUAUAUUACCAUUAGGAUGGUUCAAAGGUCAUGGACGUUCUUUUGGAAUAUUACAUGUUGGCUUAAUGAUAUUAUCAUUCCUAUUAAAGUAUGGACAAUUAUUAUUGGCAAUCAUUUCAGCAUUAAUGGCCAUCAUGUGUAUUAUCAUGCAUUAUUAUCAACAUCAUAAUGAUGAUUUUGAAAGA